Molecule: messenger RNA, 3085 nt
Organism: Antechinus flavipes (yellow-footed antechinus)
Lineage: Eukaryota; Metazoa; Chordata; Mammalia; Dasyuromorphia; Dasyuridae
Gene: ST3GAL5
Product: ST3 beta-galactoside alpha-2,3-sialyltransferase 5
Exons: 7
Coding region: 447-1616 (389 amino acids)
Molecular function (GO): lactosylceramide alpha-2,3-sialyltransferase activity
Source: RefSeq, a predicted model, not a curated record
CCAGCCGGGUAGCGGACUUGGCCGUUCCUGCUCUCCCGACCCGGCCGAAGCCGUAGCCCGGCGUCCGGCACCCCGAGCGGUUAUCUCUGGCCGCGGCGCGCGCGGCUCGGCCUCUUGUGUCCUCGCGCGAGCAGGGAUCCCCGCGGGUCAUUGAGGAGGGGAGGGAGGGGAGGAGCGGAGCCGGCUCAGAUCGAGGCUCCCCCCGCCCCCGCUGCCUCCUGCGCGCGCCUCCCUCUCUCCCCCCCACCCCUUCCCCGCCUCCCUCCCUCUUUACCCCUUGCCUCCCUCUCUCGUCCCGCGUGCCUGAGCUGCAGCGGCGGCCACACAGCGGCGGCAGCGCGGGGGACGCGGGCAGAGGGGGGGACGCGGGCACCGCAGGCACGGCGGCCCGGGCGUUAUGGCACCGAGCGCCGCGAUCGGGCAGCCGCGGGAGAAGCGGAGCAGCAAUGCCAAAUGAAUAUAACUACAUGAAACUGAAGAGUGAUUGCCCUCCCUCUCUGCCAUGGUAUGCCCAACCUCCCAAAAAAAUGAGAAGACCCAGCCUGUUAUUAAAAGGCAUUCUCAAAUGUUUGCUACUUGUGUUUGGAGUGUGGAUCCUCUAUAUCCUCAAAUUAAGUUACAGUGCUGAAGAAUGUGACAUGAAAAGAGUGAAUUAUGUGGAUCCUGAGCGUGUAAAGAGAGCACAGAAAUACGCUCACCAAGUAUUGCAAGGGGAAUGUCGGCCUGGUUUUGUGAAAAAGGAGAUGGAACGAUUAUUUGGUCAGAAAUAUGAUAUGGACUCAUCCCCUUUUGUGAAAGAAAAUAUGGAAAUGAAUGAAGAUAUAUAUAAAUAUGAUCCUCCAUUUGGAUUUCGCAAGUUCUCCAGUAAAUUGCAAAAUCUUUUAAAACUUUUGCCCGAACACGAUUUGCCUGAAAACCUGAAAGCAAAACGUUGUAAACAUUGUGUUGUUAUGGGAAAUGGUGGAAUACUGAAUGGACUCGGACUGGGCCACAUAUUGAAUCAGUUUGAUAUUGUGAUAAGGUUAAACAGUGCACCAGUUCAGGGAUAUACAGAUCAUGUUGGGAAUAAAACUACUAUAAGGAUGACUUAUCCAGAGGGAGCUCCAUUGUCUGACCUCGAGUAUUUUUCUAAUGACUUGUUUGUUGCUGUUUUAUUUAAGAGCGUUGACUUCAACUGGCUUGAAGCAAUGAUAAAAAAUGAAACAGUGCCGCUCUGGGUGCGCCUGUUCUUUUGGAAGCACGUCGCUGAGAAAAUACCACUCCAGUCAAAGCAGUUUAGGAUCCUGAACCCAGCCAUCAUCAAAAAUACUGCGAUGGACAUGCUGCAUUACCCAGAACCUCAAGCUAGAAUCUGGGGCUGGAGUCAGAACGUCCCCACAAUGGGCAUCGUUGCUGUUGUCCUGGCCACUCAUCUGUGUGAUGAAGUCAGUUUGGCGGGUUUUGGAUAUGAUCUCAACCAGCCCAAGACUCCUUUACACUACUUUGACAACCUCUGCAUGGCAGCAAUGAAUGAACAAACUAUGCAUAAUCUGACAACAGAAACCAAAUUUCUGCAAAAGAUCGUGAAAGAAGGGACUGUGAAAGACCUGAGCGGAGGAAUACAUUGUGAAUUUUAAGGAAGAUGAAAAAAGUAACCUCACGAUUUCACCUGAGAGGACAGCUUGGAACGUGACUCCGCAAACAGGUUGCUGACCAUGUUCUCCAUAUUUUUCAUUGUGUUAGCAUUUUGAAAAAUAAUUGGGGGUUUUCUUAUUCUUUAAAGAAAAAUCGAUUUAUUUUCUUGUGUUAUUUAUUUGAGGUCAGUGUUUGUUUUUGCACAAUAUUUGUGUAAGUUGAUUUUAAGAACUGAACUUGGAAGAUUUUUUAAAAGAGAAUUUAUGUAAUAUUGUUUUAUUCUAUUUUGGAAAAGAAUUUUCAUUUUAGAAAUUUUCUGUAUACUGCACAUAGAAUACCGGAGGGAAAAGGUGUCAAUGGUUCUCUGGUGGUUUUUACAUGUUUAUUUUCCAACUUGUUGUUUUAUGUGGUUGCAUGAAUUUGUGGAAUCCUUCCAAGGCCGUGCAGAGAAGGGCUGAAGGCCAGCGGAGCUGGGGAUGCGGUUUCACUGGGGCACAGGCCGGGAGUAGAGGGAGCAGAGAGAGCCAUCCUGAUUGGUGAUGGCCACAUCUCUUAGUUAUCAUAAGACCUUUCAGAACCUCUAAGUCAGAAUAAGGGAACCUCACUGAGGGACCAGGAUGGCUGGGACAGAGUCUCCCCAUCUUCACCUAAGUAACCAAAUAGGACAAACAACUCGGUCUUCACAGAAAUAGUGGCUGUUUGGCUGCUCAGAAUGGGGGUACAAGAGACUUGGAUUAUGUUGCUGUUUGUAGAUUAUUGUUUUUCCUUUUAUUCCUGAUAAUUCACUCUCUUAAUUCAAGUUGCUCUGCUUUGUGCUUAUGAAAAAUUUUUGGUUGUUAUUGUGGCUUUUGUUAAUGUAAAACUUCUGUUAUCCAGAAUUUCCAGAGAAUAAUACAUUCCGGAUAAGGUGAUUUUUCUUUUUAGAUAGAUGAGACUUUUUCUAGGUAUUGGAGUUUUCCAAAAUAUGGUAGGUAUUUCAAGUGUGUUUUACUCUCGGAAUAGGAAUGGGAUCAGCUAGCGUCAGUGUGAACUUACCUCACUGCUUCUCACUGUCAUCCACACAGAGACAGGGAGUGACUUCCCCACACUAUGAAAUAACAAGCCUGGCUGGUGGCCUACUGUGAAACCUUGGGGAGAUGCACUUUACUCUCUUUUGGGGCACACAUCCCCUCUCUGUCUGGGCUUGGGGGGGACUAUAUCGUACUGAAGGACAGAGGCUCUUCCCCGCACUAACCGCCUCAGGCCACAGAGAUGCUCUUUUCUCUGCUGCCAGGGUCCCCAGCCUGCUGCCCCCCGGGCUGCUCGUUACGUGCCUCCUGCCUUCUCUCCCUUUGCUCAUAGGUUGCCUUCCUUUUUGUCUCUCUUGCUUCCAGUUGCCAUAGCUUCUGGGCUUCUGGGGGUUGUUUCUAUAAAGUCAUUUUUAUAGAUGUUAUCAGCCCUUUGGUACCUAAUACAGGGAUUUUCACAGCUU